Molecule: messenger RNA, 4446 nt
Organism: Lotus japonicus
Lineage: Eukaryota; Viridiplantae; Streptophyta; Magnoliopsida; Fabales; Fabaceae
Product: TMV resistance protein N-like
Exons: 9
Coding region: 939-3977 (1012 amino acids)
Biological process (GO): defense response; signal transduction
Molecular function (GO): ADP binding; ATP hydrolysis activity
Source: RefSeq, a predicted model, not a curated record
ACCUCUUCCCUACUGCCUCUCCCCGAACCACUCCUUCUCCCCCACCAUCCUAUCCCCUCCCCCUCCCAACCACAAACCUUCUUCACCUCCAAUAGAUCCAAACCCCCCAAACCCCCCACCAUGACAGAGUAAUGAAAAACAGAGUUCUCUUUCUCUCUGUCGUCGAUUGUUGUUGUUGCAGGACGGAGAUCAAAGAACGAUGAAGAAAAAUUGCAGAUCGAGAGAGAAAUUGCAGAUCGAAUGAUUACCUAGUUGUUCUGGAAUCCCAAGUGCAGGAAGUAGUUUCACUUUUUGAUGUUGUUGGGACUGAUGAUACAGCUAGUGUUGUUUUACCUAUUCCUCCUAUUCCGUGGUAGAUAUCCAUGAAAUUGGAGGAAUAGGUAAAACAACACUUGCUUUGCCAUUUCACAAUUCAAUUGUUCCUAUUUGGGCUUCACGUAAAUGAUUGCCACCAGCUUCAAGAGUUUCAAGGGACAAAAGGGAAUGUGAUAAACUCUAAAGCAACACCAUACAAUUAUUAGCAUCAAAGAGGAAAACUGAGAGCUGGAUCUUGCCAUUGUGGUCGGCGGUGGCUGCCUCCACUUCUGGUUCCAUUGCAUGUUGAGGGAAAAUGCCGUGAAUGGUGAACCAAUCUGGAGGAGUCACAUUGACAUGAAGUCACCCAUGGAGAGGAUUCUGAAGUUUAGUCACUGCCUCCAGGAGAUUGAUCAAAGUCUGGUUGUUUCAGAUUGAAUAAUCUCACAGUUGACCGGUGAUACUGCUAUUUAUGAAGGGGUCCUGACACUCGCCACGGCUUUACUGGAAAUCUCUACAAAGCUCUAUCUGAUAAGGGAAUUCACACCUUCUUUGAUGAUGAGGAGCUGAAGAGAGGGGAUGAAAUCACACCAACACUUACCAAGGCCAUUGAAGAGUCCAGGAUCGCCAUCCCUAUCUUCUCUAUGGACUAUGCUUCUUCUUCAUUUUGCUUGGAUGAACUUGUCACCAUCAUUCAGUGUGUGAAGGAAAAAGGUCGGUUAGUUUUACCGGUUUUCUAUGAUGUUGAUCCUUCUCAUGUGAGACAUCAAAGAGGGACUUAUGCUGAAGCAUUGGCCAAGCAUGAGAAGUGGUUUCAGAAUAACAAGGAAAAGUUGAAGGAUAACAUGGAGAGGUUGCAGAAAUGGAAGACAGCUCUUAACCAAGCAGCUAAUUUGUCAGGCUCUCAUUUCAAAUCCGGGAAUGAAUAUGAACAUGAGUUUAUUGGUAAGAUUCUUAAAGAGAUCUCAGACAGGCUUAGUCGCAUUCCUUUACAUGUUGCGGAUUACCCUGUGGGACUAGAGUCUCGAGUGCUAGCAGUAAUGUCACUUCUGGAUGUUGGAUCUGAUGGGGUCCAAAUGGUAGGGUUUUAUGGAAUUGGUGGAGUGGGCAAAACGACACUUGCACGAGCAGUCUAUAAUUUAAUAGCUGACCAAUUUGAAUGUUUCUGUUUUCUUCAUAAUGUGAGAGAAAAUUCGAACAAGCAUGGCUUAGAACAUCUUCAAGAGUAUCUUCUUUCUGAAGUAGUUGGGUUGAACAUUAAGUUAGGAGGUGUCACUGAAGGAAUUUCAGUAAUAAAGCAAAGGCUAAAGAAAAAGAAGGUUCUUUUGAUUCUUGAUGAUGUUGACAAUCUUGAACAAUUGUGUUCACUAGUUGGGGAGCCUAGCUGGUUUGGUUCCGGCAGUAGAGUUAUCAUAACAACUCGGGACAAACAUUUGCUAUCAAGUUAUAGGGUUGAGAGAAAAUAUGAGGUAUAUGGGUUAAGUACAAAAGAAGCUCUUGAUCUGCUUAGUUGGAAUGCUUUUAAAACAGAUGAAGAUGAUCCAUGUUAUGAGAAUGUUUUAAAUCAAGCAGUAGCCUAUGCUUCUUCCCUUCCAUUGGCUUUGGAAGUAAUAGGUUCUAACUUAUAUAGAAAAAGUAUACAAGAAUGGAAAUCUGCAUUAGAACAAUAUGAAAGGAUUCCAGAUAAAAAGAUCCAAAAGAUACUUAAAGUGAGCUUUGAUGCUCUGGAAGAAGAACAACAGAGUAUUUUCUUAGACAUUGCUUGUUGCUUCAAAGGAUAUCAAUUUAAAGAGGUUGAAAACAUACUCAAUGCUCAUCAUGACCAGUGCAUAAAAUAUCAAAUUGGAGUUUUGGUUGAUAAAUCUCUCAUAAAGAUUACUCAUUCGGGUCAAGUAACACUACAUGACUUGAUUGAGGAUAUGGGUAAAGAAAUUGUCCGACAAGAAUCACCAAAAGUGUUUGGAAAACGCAGUAGGUUAUGGUCUCAUAAAGAUAUAUUUGAAGUUUUGGGAGAAAAUACGGGAACAAGCAAAAUCCAAAUGAUGCAUCUUGAUUACCGGUCAUUUGAAGAAGUGGAUUGGGAUGGAGAGGCUUUCAAGAAGAUGAAAACACUCAAAACACUUAUUAUUAGGAAAUGUCAUUUUUCUAAAGGUCCCAAGUAUCUUCCAAAUAGUUUAAGAGUACUAGAGUGGUGGAAAUAUCCUUUACAACAUUUCCCAUGUGAUUUUCAUCCAAAGAAACUUUCCGUAUGCAAAUUACCGGAGAGUAACUUUAUGUCAUUGGACUUGCUAAGUUCAUCAAAGAAGUUCGUGACUAUGAAAGUUUUAAAACUCGAGCAAUGUGAAUAUUUAACACAAAUGCCUGACAUGUCUAGUCUCCCAAAUUUAGAAAAGCUAUCCUUUGCAUAUUGUACAAAUUUAAUUACAAUGGGCCAUUCAGUUUUGUCUUCGGACAAACUAAAAAUCCUCAAUGCUUUUGGAUGCAAACAGCUUAAGAGUGUUCCACCCCUCAAGUUGCCCUCUCUUGAAAAGCUCAAGCUUUCAGGUUGUUCAAGUCUUGUGAGUUUUCCAGAAAUAUUAGAAAAGAUGGAAAAUGUAACAAAACUAAAUUUACAUGACACUAACAUUAGGGAAUUUCCAUCAUCAUUUCAAAAUCUUAGUCGACUUGGAACAUUAGAAGUGACUGGCUUGCUGCCACCAAGGAGCUUAGUCAUGAUCCCACAAGUGGCUGAGCUAUUAAUCCUCGAGCCGCUAGAGGGGAUUUUGGAAACACAGGAAAAUGGUGAAGAAAAAGUGAGCUCAAUGCUGCUAUAUUCAAAUGUAGAAUAUCUUCAACUCAGAGAGUGCGUCCUGUCAGAUCAACUUUUGGCAGUAGUUCUCCCAUGGUUUCCUCACCUGUUAGUAUUAGACCUAAGCGAGAGUCAGUUCACAAUUCUUCCUGAAUGCAUCAAACAAUGCCACUUUUUAUGGAAGCUUGUCUUGGAUGGUUGCAAGCAACUUCAAGAAAUUGAGGGGAUUCCACCAAGCUUAAAACGCUUAUCUGCAAUAGGAUGUGAAUCCUUGAGUUUCUCAUGUAGAAGCAUGUUGCUGAAGCAGGAAAUUCAUGAGGCUGGAAACACUGACUUUAUUUUGCCAAGCCCAGAAACCGGAAGGAUUCCAGAGUGGUUCGAGCUACAAAGCAGGGGCCCGUCUCCUUCACUUUAUUUCUGGUUUCGUAACAACUUCCCUCACAACUUACUAUUCGGUUUUGCCUUUCCACUCACCUUUUUGGGCAGCUUAGAACUCUGUCUUGCUUAUCCACUUCCGCAAAAGAUGUAUCUUCCUAAAAAAUGUUUCUAUUUCAUUGACAAUGGCAAGGUUUUUAUAGAUCUUGAUUUCUAUGGAUUAAGACCAUUGGGGGGUUGUACACACCUUUUUAAUAUGCUGCCGAAGGAAGGGGAAGAGGAGGAAGAAGGGGAAGUGGAGGAAGGGGAAGAGGAAAUUGGAAAUGAGUGGCACCAUGCAGAGGUUAGGUUUGUCAACGAUGAGCAAAUUAGCUCAGAUGUGGAAAUUGGAAUCCAUGUAUUGAAAGAGCAAAGUAACAUGGAAGAUAUCCGAUUCACCAGUCCCUAUAAAAAGAGAAAAACAGACUUGAACUUGCCAGCACUUCAAGAGAAUGAUGUCAAUACUGAGUUGACUCUAUAAAGCACAACUUUGGAUUGACCAUUGCUCUCGGGGGUUGAUUCACAUCACAUGUGAAUAAGAGGGAAGGAGAUCAACUCUUACAACUCUGAAGCUCCAUCAUAUAGCUCAUUUAUAUUAUGAUCACAUGAGAUCAGAUGUUGAAGAUUUUGAAGUUUAGUCGCUGCCUCAAGGAGUUUUUAUCAGACUGGUAGGUUCAUAUUCAAUAAUCUCACGGUUGAUAAGUGAAACUGCUACUAAUGGAGCCUGGAGGUGAACUAUGUUGUGGCAUUCUUUUCUCCAGGUGCUGUGAACUUCAUAUAUUCAAACAGAUAUUUAGUUGAAUUUACAAAUCGAAUAUGAGAAAAUGGUUGAGCACCUGUGAGUGUGAAUUUUGUUAACACAAGCAUCAAAUUGGUGCACCUGUGAGUGUGAAUUCGUUUGUAAUCUUCAGAACCUAAGUUUUUACAGAAUGCUGACAACGCUCUUCAAG